GACGCUGUAAGUGGCUGAAAAGCAACAUAACGGGUGGAAAGAGCACCUCAUACUAGUGUUUCAGUUGUUGGUGUGCUGAAAAAGAAUGACAUAUGGGUAUGAAAUUUAGUUAAUGUUCUUUAUUGUGUCUCCAACUCAUAUUAGUGAGGUUUUAGUAAAGUCCUAUACGGCGUAUAGAAAUGUAAGAUUUUACUGUUAUGUGUUGCUCUAAAUUCAAUAAUUGAAGAUGUGGCUCUAAUUGUUCCUGAAGGGACUUUGUAUGAGGCUGAGAUAUGGGUUCCCAUCAAAGAUUCAAAAUAGUUACACUUGAAAUGAUGGAAGAUUCCAUUAAAAGUGAUGUAGAUAAGUGACUUCAAUUUUAGCCAGAAGUUCCUCAGCACAAGAAGAUAAUAUUUUCUGAGCUUGAUGUGGAUACUGAAUACACUUGAAAGCAGUGGUCCAACUUGAGAUGAUCAAACAAGUGGAGAAGCUUUGCAGAUUGAACGGGUAAACAAGGGCGGCACCGUCCAGCAUGAAGGAUCGUACUACUAGCAGGAAAGAUUUCACAGUCUUCAGUCUGCAGAAAGGUUCACUUGGAAACACACACUCCUGUUAAUUAGGAAGGAUGAGACUGUUUGGUAGGUAGAUUUGGUUACUGCUGUACAUUGUAAAGUCAGAUUAAUGUUAAUUACUUGUGCCAGUCGGAUGCAGACAGUGGAUGUCCUGUCCAGGUAAGUUCAUCCAAUUAGAGCCAAAAAAAGGUAGCUAUCACUCUGCUUUACUGUGUAGAUCCACUUGGUGGUGUGACAGUGCGGGCUAGGCUGAUGGUGAUACCAGCUGCUGGGUACAAUUUACACGGAUUAGACAUUGUCUGUUAAGAGCUCACCAGAUUGAUUUCUCAGACAAGUCCUUGACUGCAGCAAGAAGUUCCAACUUACAGCUUUGAAAUUGUUAUCCACCAAAUGGCUCUCCAGUCCCAGUGUCCACUCAGAAAAAAGUAAAAAAGAGAAAAAUAAAUCUAAUACAGAAAAAAGGAAAUCAAUCAUCCCCCCUGGGCUGCUGCCGGCUACACAAAGGACAAUGAGGGGUCCGUUCUCGCCCCACAGCCAAGAAGUACUAUAAGAUAAUGGGAGUUGCGGAUACUCAGGCUCUCUGCCCCCACAACCAAGAAAGAAGAAUGGGAGUUGCUUGCAAGUACUAGUGGUCACUAUUUGCUUACUAGUGAUGACAUACGUAAGGAGGCACAGACAAUGAUUUUGAUUGAUCAUCCUAAUGUGAUUAAGGCGUUUUGUUCUUUUGUUGUGGAACAAUGUCUGUGGGUGGUAAUGCCAUUUAUGGCUGAAGGUUCUUGUCUACACCUAAUGAAGAUUGCAUACCCAGAUGGAUUUGAAGAGUUUGUAAUUGCUACUAUCCUUAAAGAAACACUUAAAGCUUUGGAGUACUUGCAUCGGCAUGGGCAUAUACAUCGUGACAUCAAGGCUGGAAAUAUACUGCUUGAUAGCGAUGGAAUAGUGAAGCUUGGGGAUUUCGGUGUGUCAGCUUGUAUGUUUGACAAGGGUGACAGGCAACGCUCAAGGAAUACUUUUGUAGGAACUCCAUGCUGGAUGGCUCCAGAAGUUUUGCAGCCGGGAAGUGGAUACGAUUUUAAAGCUGAUAUCUGGUCAUUUGGGAUAACUGCUUUAGAGUUGGCCCAUGGUCAUGCUCCAUUCUCCAAGUACCCUCCGAUGAAGGUUCUUCUAAUGACCAUCCAGAAUGCCCCUCCUGGACUCGAUUAUGAUCGAGAUAAAAAGUUUUCCAAGUCCUUUAAAGAGAUGGUUGCCAUGUGCUUGGUGAAAGAUCAAACAAAGAGGCCAACUGCGGAAAAAUUAUUAAAGCAUUCUUUUUUCAAACAUGCAAAACCUCCAGAGCUUUCUGUAAAGAACCUUUUGAAAGAUUUGCCACCACUUUGGGACCGCGUAAAGGCCCUCCAGCUCAAAGAUGCUGCACAAUUAGCAUUGAAGAAAAUGCCCUCAGCAGAGCAAGAAGCAAUAUCACAGAGCGAGUACAAGCGAGGUGUGAGUGCCUGGAACUUCGAUGUUGAAGACUUGAAAGCUCAAGCGUCCCUGGUUCAUGAUUAUGAUGAUGAGCAAGGGCUGAAAGAAGAAGACGAGUCCAUGGAUUUAUUUUCUAAUCACAAGCAAUUAUCUUCAUCUAAAUCGAAUUUGGCAAAUUCCCCUCCAAAUAGAAGUGCUCUGAGGGGUAGUGUAAGCAGUGCUGAACUAUCACAGUAUGGGUGCUCGAAUGGAAAAGGGGUAAUUGUGGAACCUAAUUGUAAUAAUGGCAGUCAAGAAAAAUCUGAUCUGUGUGAAAAAGAGGUAUUGGGUAGUGACUCAGUGUUGUCAACACCAGACAAGGGUGUGGUGCAAGGUCCACCUCAAAACCAAACUGUUACAGGCCGCCAAACUCGAAGUGGACCACUCAUGCCUAAUGCUGUGCUUUCUCAUUCACAAUCAGAAAGAGGGCGUUUAUAUGAAAGGUGUGUGGCGGAGAACCAACCAGUGCCUGAGAAAGGCAAAUCCAAUGUACGAAGGGCUCCCAGCUUUAGUGGCCCUCUAAUGCUCCCAAACCGAGCUUCUGCAAACAGUUUAUCAGCUCCAAUAUGGCCUUCAGGAGGAUUCAGAGAUGAGGAUAAAUCAAAGGGCAAUGUGGUACAAAUUAAAAAAGGCCGGUUUUCAGUGACGUCUGAGAGUUUGGAUCCUGGAAAGGACUUCCCUUCAUGUACAGUUCCACGAGGAUCGUCAACGGGGUCGUCGCCUCUUAGAAAAUCUGCAAGUGUAGGCGAAUGGCUAUUUGAUGCUAGACCAAUGCCUAACAACCUAUCACCAAAGGAAGGGAGCAACAACGCGGUGCCUACAUCGCUUCUCAUGCCUCACCUUCAGAAUAUAUUACAGCAGACCACGAUACAACAAGAUCUCAUUACGAAUUUGUUGAGUACCUUGCAACUAACUGACGUAGUAGAUGGUGGCCAUACAGGAAAUACGCAAGUACAACCUUUAGAAAACAAUGCAGCUGUGGACCCAGCUGCUUCCGAACGAGAGCGGUUAUUACUACUUAAAGUUUCAGAACUUCAGGCCAGAAUGAUCACUUUAACGGACGAACUUACUUCUGAGAAGUUGAAACACUUACAGGAUAUUCUGCACAACAUUUUUUCAAUCUACCGUGGACAUGGUGGUUGCCUUGUAAUGUUUCUGAUGGCUAACUAACACACUUCAGUUACCGGCGUAUGUUGGUGUAUAAUCAAAAACUAACAAACAAGCAACCUCUUGAUCAGAUCAUUACAU
Molecule: messenger RNA, 3299 nt
Organism: Papaver somniferum (opium poppy)
Lineage: Eukaryota; Viridiplantae; Streptophyta; Magnoliopsida; Ranunculales; Papaveraceae
Product: germinal center kinase 3-like
Exons: 24
Coding region: 1230-3221 (663 amino acids)
Biological process (GO): protein phosphorylation
Molecular function (GO): protein kinase activity; protein serine/threonine kinase activator activity; ATP binding
Source: RefSeq, a predicted model, not a curated record